AUGGAAACCAGAAAGGGCCUGCCAGAGAGGGGGCCAGCUACAGGUCGCUCCCUGGUGCACUAUCUGCAGGACCGCAGGGUGUGUGCCAAGGGACACAGGGCAUUACGGGGUUUUGAAAGUCAGCUGAACAGCCUCGCAGCGCGGAGUCUGCCCCAAAUGUUGAGGGAGCACCAACUGGACCUGGGCACCCUGGACAAAGUGUUUGCCUCACAGUGGCUGAAUAGCAGGGAGGUGGUUUGUGGCACCAAGUGCAACAAGCUGUUCAGGCUGGAUGUGCACUCGGGCCAGAUCACACACUGCCCCCUCAUGGUGGACAGAGAGCCUGCACCAGCCGGGAGCCUGCCUGGCUCUGGUAUCCAAGCCAUUGAGCUGAAUCCCUCCAAGACACUUCUGGCCACAGGAGGGGAGAACCCCAAUAGCCUGGCCGUGUACCAGCUGCCCACCAUGGACCCUGUGUGCCUGGGUGACAUCCAAGGCCACAAGGGUGGAAUCUAUGCCAUUGCCUGGGUGAGUGACAGUGUGGUAGUGAGCGGUUCCCAUGAUGGCACCCUGGGUUUAUGGCAUUUGGACCCUGAACUUUUCCAUGAUAACAUUGCUUGGAACAAUAACAGGAGCCUCCCUGUGUAUGGCCACAUCCAUCCAGCAGAUGUCGUAGAUAUCUCCACAUACAGCCCUCUUCCCAGUCACCACCACGUCUGUGCCCUGGCUUUCAGCAGCAGAAACCAGGAGCUGGGAUCAUUUUGCUUGGAUGGCUACUUCCGCCUCUGGAAACCUCAGAGCAACCUGUCCAGGCUGUUCUCCUUCAGAUUGCCCUACUUUGGAGCAAAUGCAUGCAUGACCUACUGCGAUGAGUUCUCCCUGUAUGCUGUGGCUUCCAGUACCUAUGUCUAUUUCCUAGAUCCACGCAAGCCCGAGGAUAACUUACGGCUGCUGAACUGCAGGACAUUUUGCGACAGUGUGUCUUCACUGAGCUUCUACCAGCACAUUAUCACCUUGGGAACAUUCCAUGGCUCCCUGCUCUUCUAUGACAUCCGUGCCCAGAAGUUCCUAGAGCACAGCCCUGAGGUCGGCCAGGACUCUUCUGCAGGGUCCGGGAGGAGAAUGCUCAAGUUCACCUGUAGCAGGGGCUGGAUCAGCCAGGAUACCAUCUGGGCAGACCAGACUCUAGGUUUGAACCAACUGCCAAUUUCCCUGUACACCCACUGCUACAACUGGCCAGAAAUGAAGCUCUUUGUGGCUGGGGGGCCUCACUUUUUUAAUUUCCAUGGAAACUACGCUGGCCUGUGGAUCUGAGGAUGGCUGCUAUUGCUCAAGGAGGAAUUGGCCAAAUGUUACCCUCCCUCCUCCAUGCAGAGAAACAGAAAGAUCCUCUCAUCAUUCAAAGUUUUGAAGACUUUUGUUCCUCAACCUAAACUGACUUUUCAGAUGUAAAAACCCCC
This is a messenger RNA of Ochotona princeps (American pika), 1439 nucleotides long. RefSeq names its product DDB1- and CUL4-associated factor 12-like protein 2. Gene Ontology annotation, molecular function: protein binding. Bases 1 to 1293 code for a protein of 430 amino acids. The transcript has 2 exons. NCBI's taxonomy places the organism in Eukaryota, Metazoa, Chordata, Mammalia, Lagomorpha, Ochotonidae. The record is from RefSeq and is a predicted model, not a curated record. Gene Ontology annotation, cellular component: Cul4-RING E3 ubiquitin ligase complex.